Messenger RNA from Ciona intestinalis (vase tunicate), 1618 nucleotides. Lineage: Eukaryota; Metazoa; Chordata; Ascidiacea; Phlebobranchia; Cionidae. The record is from RefSeq and is a predicted model, not a curated record.
UUUUUUUCAUUACUUAGAUUCUAGUAAAAUGUCCCAUAGGAGUUUUAGUGUGUUCAGAAAAAUAUUUUCUGAAUUUUCAAAGUUACCAUUAAGGGGUGUAGCAAUAAAACAGCAAACUGCGUAUACACAUAAAAGUGAAUUGUUGGCGUCCUUACAGCAAGUAAAAACGUUUCAUACUACCCCUAUUGUUGCAAAGGACAAAAUUACAAUCAAUCUAAUAGACAGAAAAGGCGAGAAGCACACCACUUCUGCUAACAUUGAUGAUACUAUACUAGAUGUUGUUUUAGACAAUGAACUAAACUUUGAAAGUUUUGGAGUGUGUGAAGGUACGGUGUCUUGUUCUACUUGCCAUGUUAUAUUCGAAGAUGGCGUUUACUCGCUAUUGGAAGAACCGUUGAUGGAUGAAAUGGACAUGCUAGACUUGGCUUGCGGUUUAACAGAAACGUCCAGGCUUGGAUGCCAGGUGUACCUUACAAAAGAAAUGGACAAUUGUACUGUGACACUACCUCGUGAAAUUACUGAUGCCAGAGAUGUAUAAUGACAAUAAAAACCAAACUUAGGAAAUACAUAAUACAUCUGUACCAGCAUUUUGAACAUUUUUUACAUUGUGAUAUAGUAGGGUGCGGAAAGAUGGGACACUUUUUCAUAUUAUUUUCUCGUCCCAUUUGGUAGUAAAUAAAGAAAAUUUCAAAGAAUUAUAAAUCCCUAUCCUCACAACUCCCAUAGACCGUUGUUUUGUUUAAAAUAUUAUCGGAAUAUUGGGAUAUUAUUUUGCUAAAGGUGUCCCAUCUUCCCCCACAGUACUAUACGAAAAUGUACGACUAGUAGGUUGUAUAAUUUUAACAAUUAAAUACUGUUAAAAAAUUAUUUAUCUGUAACAACUUUUUGUAGCAUGGUAAUUUUUUUUACACAGACAUUUUUGAACUCAUAAAAUACAGACUGUAGCAAAGUGCUUUCUAAUUUUAGUAGCUAGUUAGUCCAACCUCCAUAAAACUGUUGAAUAAUACAGUAAGAAAACCCACAUUUCAAUAAAAAAAAAAGUUGUCGAAUUAUUUUAGAUGUAAAAAUGUAAAGCCGAAAUUUUUUGCAAAAAUUAUAAAAUUGUAAUUUUAACAGUACUAAAAAUAGUUGCAACACUGGUAUAUUACCAUUUUUAACAGUACUGCGUAAUAAAUAUACAUUUUUCUUACUAAAAAUCUAUGCAUUUUGUACACACAAUCACCUAAGCAAAUCUAAAUAUUUUUUACAUUAAAUACUAAAUAGCAGUCAUUCCAAAACAAUUUUUUUUCGGUUUUAUUUUAAUUUUAGAAAUCAAGGAAUUUCUUUAGUAUAGUAGGGUGGGGAAGAUGGGACACCUUUUCAUUCUAUUUCCUGGUCACAUUCGGUAGUAAACAAAGAACAUUUAAAGAAUUAUAAAACCGUAUCCUCACAAAUCCCAUUUACCGUUGUUAAUUGUUUAAAACACGAUCAAGAUAUUUAGAUAUUAUGUUCUAAAGGUGUCCCGUCUUUCCCAACAGUACUAUAUAUACCCUUUAAUUUAUUUUUACCUACCUUGUUUUAAAAGUUUUGUGGUGUAUGUAUUAAAUGGUGGUCGGAUUACAUAAUAUGUUUUAAGAUA